AUGGAAAAGCUUCAUUUCCCAAUGGUUCAUUUCCCUUUCUUUCUUCUUCAAAUCCUUUCUCUUCUACUUCUCUCAUCGGCUCAAACUGUCCCAACUAAGUAUUUUACAAAUUGUGGGUCAACGUCCGACGUAACUGUCAAUGGUCGGAACUUCGUUGGUGACUUGAAUGGUGCCGGCUUCUCUAUUAUUGGACCAAGCUCUUCUGUUAGUGCCGUCAAUUCAUCAACAGAUACGUCUCUUUAUCAAACAGCAAGAGUUUUCACACAACCAUCGUCUUCAUAUGAGUUGGACGCCAUCGAUCAUGGCAUUUAUUAUGUUCGUCUUCAUUUCUUCCCGUUUAAGUCUGGGAACACUAAUCUGGCUAACGCCCUAUUCGAUGUUUCUACUACUGACUUUUCGCUGCUGUCAAACUAUGGUGUUAAAGAGAAUUCACCAGCUGUGAUUGAAGAGUUCUUACUCACAAUCAACGAAAGCAAGUUCAGCAUCUACUUUACUCCUCAGACUAACUCUUUUGCUUUUGUGAACGCCAUAGAAGUCUUUCUAAUCCCAGAUAAGAACUACAUCCUGGAUAGCUUUCCUUUGAUUAAUUCUCGUGGACUAGCUGGAAUUGCCGAUGGCGUACGAUCUCAGGCUUUACGCACAAUUCACAGGGUCAAUGUUGGAGGUCCACAGACCAACGACAUACUAUGGAGGACUUGGACACCGGAUGAUGGUUAUAUCCUUAACCCAGGAAAUGACAAAACCUGCGAUCCUUAUAAUGGUGUGCUUAAGUAUGAUGUUCUUGGUGCAACUGUGUAUAGUGCCUCGGAUAUUGUCUACAACACUUGCAAAGAAUUGAAAUCAGAAUUUUCUGUCAUAACUUGGAGCUUUAAUGUGGGUAAGAGUACCAGACACCUGCUUCGGUUGCACUUCUGCGAUAUUGUUAGCACAAAGGAUGCAUAUGUCAAGUUCGAUGCCUCUAUUUCUAGCUAUUUCACUCAGAUUAUCUAUGUUGAGCAAUUGGUAACUCCAUAUUACUGGGAUUUUUUGGUUGAUUCAGAUGCUUUGGGACUUAUCACUGUUACCUUAGGGCCUAGAAAGGAUUCUACAAAUAAAAACGCCUAUCUGAAUGGACUGGAGAUUUUCGAGUAUUCGAAGAAAUUGGUUUAA
Alnus glutinosa is the source of this 1149-nucleotide messenger RNA. Its product is annotated as probable receptor-like protein kinase At5g24010. The transcript has a single exon. The record is from RefSeq and is a predicted model, not a curated record. Lineage: Eukaryota; Viridiplantae; Streptophyta; Magnoliopsida; Fagales; Betulaceae. Bases 1 to 1149 code for a protein of 382 amino acids. Gene Ontology annotation, molecular function: protein kinase activity.